Molecule: messenger RNA, 798 nt
Organism: Cladocopium goreaui
Lineage: Eukaryota; Dinophyceae; Suessiales; Symbiodiniaceae
Source: the annotation of a GenBank genome assembly
AUGGAAGUCAUGGAGCCGGACGCAAAGCGCCGCCGAAUCCAGGGCAAGAAGCAAAGUACUCUCUUUGCAUUUGCUCGACGGCCAGCCACACCACUGGCUGCAGAUGAGCAAUGGAAAAUUGCGAGUUUCAGAACGGAAUGGGUUCCAAAAGUAGGUGAAGACUGGUGCAACGCAUUGCUGCCUGUUCUAAGGACACCAUCAGUGCAGAAGACCAUCGAGCAGGUCGAGGAGAUGCGCAAGGUGAAACGUAUCUUUCCUCCUGUAGAAGAUGUUUUCAAGGCCUUUCGCGCCACUCCUCUGGAGAAAGUGAGGGUCGUGAUUGUUGGACAGGAUCCAUAUCAUGGCUGUGGCCAAGCAAAUGGAUUGGCAUUUUCUGUGGCGCCAAAUGUUGCAGUCCCACCCAGUCUCAUCAACAUGUUAAAGGAAGCCAAUGCCUUGCCCACAACUCACGGAAAUCUUACACAUUGGACAGAACAGGGAGUCUUGCUGUUGAACUCCGUCUUGACAGUGGUGGAAGGCCAGCCAAACAGUCACAAAAGUCUUGGAUGGGAACGACUGACGGAUGCAGCAAUUCGAGCUGUCAGCAAAGACCUUCAAAAUGUGAUUUUCCUUCUAUGGGGGAGAGAUGCGCAAGCAAAGGCCCACUUGGUGGAUAGAGAGCGCCAUGUGGUUCUGACGGCGGGUCAUCCAUCUCCGCUUUCUUAUGAACGCCACUUCAAAGGGUGUGGCCACUUUCAGAAAGUGAACCAAUUGCUGUCAUCCAGAGGUGAGAAGGAGAUCGUGUGGAGCUUGCCAUGA